AUGUACGAAGACGACCGAGCACGAAGGCGGUCCUUCCCCUCACUUGGACGUAAGCGAUCGAACUCCGCGCUGUCCUCGCCGACGACGCUGACGACGCCGAGCGAGGUGAAGAGUGCACAAUACCGAGACUCGCGCUUUCAGCCACUGCUCGAAACCAAAGGUGUUUUCAUGGAUAAGUCCGAAGAUGGGAUCACGGUUGAGAGUAAAACUUGUUACAUGGCGUUGCUCACUUCCGAGCAAACGAUUCCAACCGAGUCGCUAUUUCGAGACGAAUUGUUUGAGGAAACAUGCCGAAACGCGGCGAAUAGGAAUGAGGCAAGAGUAGUGCGGGAUAUUUUGCCCUUAAUCGUCCCCCCGGCGGAAAUUCUCGCAGCAAACGGCUCCGCCGGCCUCAAGUGUUUGGUCGAGAGUAUAAAUGAGGGAUGGAGCAGUUCGAUCCCCCUAACUGGAAUCCCUCGUCCGCAACCAGACUAUUCCGUUGGGUUUCGGCAAAAAGCAUUCACCAACGACCAACUUACCAAGUUGAAGCCAUUUGUUGGCGACCCCCUCGCCGACGACCAAUCCUUCUUUAUGGCUACAAAAUACAUGUACUUCCCCUUCCUCACCUGUGAGGUAAAGUGCCGGCUUGCAUCAUCCGACUUGGAUGUUGCGGACUGCCAGAACGCCCACAGCAUGGCUCUCGCGGCACAAGGAAUCGUCAAGCUCUUCCGUAAUGUGGGGCGGGAGAACGAGGUCCACCGACAGAUCGUUUCGUUCUCCGUCUCACACGACCAUCACUGGGUACGAAUCUACGGCUACUAUCCGGUCAUCGAUGGAAAGGACAUCAAAUACUACCGCCAUCCGAUUCAUGAAUUUAGCUUUACGGCCAUGGAUGGCAAGGAGAAGUGGACGGCAUACCGAUUUGUCAAGAACAUUUACGACAAUUGGAUGCCCGACCACUUCAAGAGAAUCUGCUCGGCCAUCGACCAGUUGCCUAACCUGGACCUUGAGGUCCAAGCACUUUCCAAGUCGAACGGCUUGUCCCAGGACCUUGGAAUUCAAGUGGAAUUGUCGGAGGCCGACUCCGAGUCGCUACGCAUGGAUAAGGUCACGAUACCGGCGCCUGCUAAGAGGAGGAAGGAACAGUCCGGCUAA
Messenger RNA from Neurospora tetraspora, 1134 nucleotides. RefSeq lists its product as uncharacterized. The record is from RefSeq and is a predicted model, not a curated record. The coding region runs from base 1 to 1134 and encodes 377 amino acids. The transcript has a single exon. NCBI's taxonomy places the organism in Eukaryota, Fungi, Ascomycota, Sordariomycetes, Sordariales, Sordariaceae.